AUGGGCCUCAGUAACUUAUUCUCCGGACGCACCGCCUCUGGCAACUUGCCUCCUCUGAGCGACUUCCGAGGUAAUAGCCCAAGACCCCUGACAUGGCAAGAGUCCAAGUUCUCGGCAGAGACAUAUCUCGAUGAAGAUCACGAUCCCCUUUUCCAAGCACUCGAAUCCACAAAUGAGGACCUUCGCCACCGUGUCGCAAAGCUGCAAACCAACACAGCACGUCUGAGGCGCGAAAUAUGGUUACUGCAACGGCAUAUCAAGGACUUCAACCAUCCUCUCUUCGAGAACUGGGAAGCCGACAUCCUGACCCGACUGAUUGAAGUCGCCCAUGGUACACAGCGCCGUGUGAUGCCCAUGUCCAUCAGCGAGGCCAAUACCGCUGAUCGGGAGAAGAUUUCGCGUGUCUACACCGAUGCUGCAAAGCAGAUUUGGCCAAACACCAUAUACCGACUUGGUCUUUCGAUGAUGUAUCACGAGGCGUUGCAACGAUACUCCGAGGUCGCUCCGUAUCGAAGCCCAAACCCAUUUCAGACCGAAGUUGCUUUUGCAAAGUGGUUGGUUGAAGAGAGGGAGAACAAGCCUGAGAAAUAUGAGUUUUGGGCCAAGCUGUACCCAGUUUGCUAUGGUCGGACGGUCGAAAAGAGUGCCUGCAUCUUCUAG
Molecule: messenger RNA, 660 nt
Organism: Penicillium taxi
Lineage: Eukaryota; Fungi; Ascomycota; Eurotiomycetes; Eurotiales; Aspergillaceae
Exons: 2
Coding region: 1-660 (219 amino acids)
Source: RefSeq, a predicted model, not a curated record